Messenger RNA from Fulmarus glacialis (Northern fulmar), 1128 nucleotides. It is a transcript of the gene POPDC2, whose product is annotated as popeye domain containing 2. Gene Ontology annotation, molecular function: cAMP binding. The record is from RefSeq and is a predicted model, not a curated record. Lineage: Eukaryota; Metazoa; Chordata; Aves; Procellariiformes; Procellariidae. Bases 1 to 1128 code for a protein of 375 amino acids. Gene Ontology annotation, cellular component: sarcolemma. The transcript has 4 exons.
AUGAGUGCAAGCAGCCUCUCUUGGGACCAGGCUGUUCUCCAGCCUCCGGUGUGCGAUGCCUGGAAGGAGAUUGUGGAAGGAGCAGCCUACCAGCUGGCCAGCUGCAUCGUCCUCCUGGGUUACAUGGGGGGAAGUGGCAUCUUUGGGUCCCUCUAUAUCUUCGUGUUCCUGGCCCCAGGCUACUUCUGCUAUGCUCUGUGGGGCUGGCUGAGCGCCUGUGGGCUGGAUAUCUUCAUCUGGAACAUGCUGCUUGUCCUCGCCUGCUUGCUUCAGCUAGCUCACCUGGCUUACCGGCUCCGCAGAGACACCAUCCCAGAAGAGUUUGACCUCCUCUACAAGACCAUGUACCUGCCCUUGCAGGUGCCCCUGGACGUCUACAAAGAAAUUGUGAAGUGCUGUGAAGAGCAAGUCCAGUCACUAGUCAGAGACCAGAAUUAUGCGGUGGAGGGCAAGACGCCCAUCGACCGCCUCUCGUUGCUGCUGUCUGGCAGGAUCCGAGUGAGCCAGGAUGGACAAUUCCUUCACUACGUCUUUCCAUACCAGUUCCUGGACUCUCCAGAAUGGGAGUCGCUGCGACCCUCUGAGGAAGGAACUUUCCAGGUCACGCUGACGGCCGAGACUGACUGCAGCUUCAUCACCUGGCCAAGGAAGAAGCUGUAUCUCCUCCUGAGGAAGGACCACUACGUUGCCCGGCUUUUCUCCUCCCACCUGGGCUACGACAUCUCGGAGAAGCUCUACUCCCUCAACGAGAAGCUCUUUGCCAAGUUCGGCCUUCGCUUUGAUAUCCGCUUGCCCAGCCUCUACCAUGUCCUCGGGCCAGCCUCUUCUGAGGGGGACCCAGAGGACUGCGAGGAGCCACCACCUGCCUCUGGCCAGGCUGGUGCCUCCGAGCCCCCUCCACAGCCACCACCACCGCCGCCGCAGGCUCCGCGCCCCCGGGCAUCCCGGCCUGACAGUGACCUGCUGGGUGAGGACUCCACCAGUCUUGUCUUGGAAGAUUUUGCUGAGUUGCCGGGGUCUUUUAUGGACUAUGUGAGUGAAGCCUCUGGAAACCUUCUCCGAAGUUCCCCCCACCCUGUCUGCAAAGGACGAGCCCCUCUGGCUCCCACUCAGACCCCUGAACUCUAG